UUGCUGACUGAGGAUCACAUGCCUGAGUCAGCUGACUGUGAGCCAUCAUAAAAGAUUGAGCUCAGCUCCCGUUCUGCAGUUUCCUCCUUCAACCGCCGACAAACACAAACCGACUGGAAACAACGCAGUCAUGCUGCUACUAACUCUGCUCUUCGUGUCCUCAGCUGUAGCAACACCUCUGCUGGGCACUGAGCAGUGUGCCCGCGGCCCCCCCUACUGGUGCCAGAGCUUAAAGACGGCAUCGCUGUGUAAAGCUUUUACUCACUGCCAGCAAAAUGUGUGGAACAAACCUCAGAUGAAAACGGUACCAUGUGACAUGUGUAAAGAAAUAUUGAUGGUGGUUGGACAAUUGCUGAAAGACAAUGCAACUGAGGUGGAAAUUCUUGGGUAUCUGGAGAAGGCGUGUAAUCUCAUCCCUGAUCAGGGUCUGGGGGCCGAGUGCAAGGAGAUAGUGGACAGCUACUACCCCAUCCUCCUUGGGAUCAUCACUGGGGAACUGGAGGAUCCAGGUGUAGUGUGCGGCGCGAUGGGUUUGUGUAAAUCUACCCAGAUGUCCCUAGCCAGGUUUGAGCACCAGGAGGAGCUCAAGUCCAAUGAAAUCCCUGAGGUGGACCUUGCCCAGCGUGUGGCACCCUUCAUGCUCAAUGUUCCUGACCUCCUGUAUCCCCAGAAUACAGAAUAUCCUGCUCCAAAGCAGACGGGUGACGUGGUGUGCCAAGACUGCAUCAAGUUCUUCUCUGAUGCUCAGGCAGAAGCAAAGGCCAACACCUCCUUCAUCGACUCCCUGAUUCAGAACAUUGAGCACCAGUGUGAUAUGUUGGGACCAGGCAUGUCUGAUAUGUGCAAGCAGUACGUAGGACAGUACGGCCCUGCUGUUGUUCAGCAGCUGAUGUCCAUGCAACCAAAGGAGAUCUGUGCUCUUGCCGGUUUCUGUCCAGAAAUGAAGAAGUCCGUCCCCAUGUUGGACCUUCAGCCUGCAAAGGCCAUCCCUGCUGCCAAAACCAUGGUGGCUGCUAAGCUUUUCCCUGCCACCAAAGUUGAGGCUCCUGCUUCAAGGCCGAUGGUACGCAUCCGUGAUUCGCCAACUUGUGCAAUCUGUGAGUUUGUGAUGAAGCAGUUGGAGUCCAUAGUGGAGGAUCAUGCAACAGAGGCGGAGGUUGUUCAGGCUGUGGAGAAGGUGUGCACAUUUCUGCCCUCCUCUCUGACUGCCCAGUGCAAAGACCUGGUUGAGACGUACGGCCAGGCCAUCAUUGAGCUGCUGGUGCAGCAGGUUGACCCCAAGACUGUCUGCACAGUGCUGGGACUCUGCAACGAUGCUAGCCGCGCAUAUAUUGUUGCCCUGGACAAGGCUCAUUUUGAGGUUGGCGGCUACUGUGAGGUGUGCAAGAUGGCUGUGAGUUACAUCGAUGGCAUUCUGGAGAAGAACGCCACAGAACAAGAGAUUGAGGAGGCUGUGAAGAAAGUAUGCAGCUUCCUGCCUGACUCGUACAAGACGGAGUGUGACCAGUUGAUUGAACAGUAUGAGCCAGUUCUCAUCCAGCUGCUGCUUCAGAUGCUCGACCCAGACUUUGUGUGUACGAAAAUGGGAGCUUGCCCUGCAGCCAACCGUCGUUUUCUAGAAAUGUUGGCGUGCUCGCGGGGGCCUGACUACUGGUGCAAGGUCAAGGGAGCAGCGGAACUGUGCGGCACUGUGGCUCACUGCAAACGUUAUGUGUGGAAGGAAUAGAGCAUGACGACAAGCUGGAAAUGGAAAUUAAAAGGAAAAUUACUUUAGAGCUGCUUUCCAUUAUUAAUUUUUUGUCUAAGACUAAAACUGCUGUGACAUCUGACUAAAAUAACUUCAUGUUUUGAAUAUGAUGGCAAUGGACUGGCUUUGUCUUUUCUCUAUAGUUUGGGAGAUUGAAGGUGGGAGGGGGGUGAUGACAUCAUUUAUGUGAAACUUGGUCAGGUCUGAUUUUUGUAUUAAUUUUCUGUAUUGCUUGCUUGAAAUGACAGAUUAAAUUUAUUUCACACCCACCAUUAUAGCUUUACUGACUGCAACCUUGUGAACCAAUUACUGUUGUACUGGCUUGUCAUUAUCUUUUAGCAAUCAUGGGUGAAUCUCAAACAUUUUGUAGAUGUUUUUAUGAGCAUAUGUGGAGGCUACCUCCCAAUGUUUGCACUCUUAUCUUUGUAAAUUUGACUCCAAUGCAUAAAAUUGUAAAUGUGCUUUGAGCAACUGAACAUUUCAGUUGAUUUGACUUUAUCAAUUAAAGUAAUUUCCAAAUCAAAA
Messenger RNA from Gambusia affinis (western mosquitofish), 2272 nucleotides. It is a transcript of the gene psap, whose product is annotated as prosaposin. Bases 131 to 1726 code for a protein of 531 amino acids. The record is from RefSeq and is a predicted model, not a curated record. Gene Ontology annotation, biological process: sphingolipid metabolic process. The transcript has 14 exons. NCBI's taxonomy places the organism in Eukaryota, Metazoa, Chordata, Actinopteri, Cyprinodontiformes, Poeciliidae. Gene Ontology annotation, cellular component: lysosome.